AUGGAAACAGAAAGCGUUAUAAGGGGCAGUGAGGUUGGUGUUGGUGAUUGUGGCAGUGGAGUUAAGUUUCGGAGUAACGUCCAUAUGGAGGAGGAUAUAGAAGACGUAGAUGAUGCAGGUAGUUGUGAACUUGACAUGGAUGUUAGGUAUUUAUCCCCCCUGGAAACAAUUCAUACGACUCACACUGUGGUUGGUAGCAACAAAAUAGCUAUAGUUGUUAAGGAGCCUAAGGAAGGGAUAAUUUUCCACUCUUGGCAACAGGUUGAAGCCUACUAUAAGGACUAUGCUGAGCAGGUGGGGUUUGGAGUGACAAGGGCUCAAGGUGUAAAUUCUAAGACGGGGGACCAAAAAAAAAUCACAGUCAUGUGGAAGUGUGAGUGUUGGGGAAAACCCGGCAUGAAGGCUUGGAGGGAAGCGAAGAAGAGGGCAAAGGCAAUGAGUCAUGGAGGUUCAGGUGGUUUAGUUGAUGGGGUGGUAUGUGAGGAUGAAUUAAGUGGUAUGAAGAGGACUUUGAAAAAGUGCGAAUGUGAGGCCCGUGUUUAUGCUAAAGUUAACGAAAAUGGCUUGUGGGAGUUGAAGAGCGUGGAAGUAAAGCAUAAUCACGAGAUUGAUCCGACAAAUUCUGAGCUUGUUAAGGAGUACCGCAUGAGGCAAAUGACCUCCAAAGUGAAGAAGACGUUGACGGAUUUGUACGAGCAAGGUGUACCAAUUUCUCAAAUACACGGUUUCAUGGCGACCGAACGAAAGGGUAACAUGGCUCUAACAGUAAAAGAUUUACAACAUGAGGUGUACAAGGCUAGGCGGUUGAAGAUGGUUGGAGGGGACUCGGUGGCAAUGAUGGAGUACUUUGACAAAAUGCAAACCGGGAACCAAAAUUUUUUCCAUGCUCAACGUUUGGAUGAAGAAGGGAGGCUUAAGGAUGUGUUGUGGGUGGAUGCAAGAAGUAGGGUAGCUUAUGAGGACUUUGGUGAUGCGGUUUUCUUCGAUGCAACAUACCUAACGAAUGAGUAUGAGCUCCUGUUUGCGAACUUUGUUGGUGUGAACCACCAUGGGCAAUCGUUGUUGUUGGGAUGUGCUCUUGUUUCACAUGAAGACUGCGAUACAUUUGCGUGGAUAUUUCGACAGUGGUUAGCUUGCAUGAACAACCGAGCUCCUAAAGCCAUAUUGACCGACCAAACGGCAGGUAUGCGGAGGCCCCUUGUUGAAGUCAUGCCAAACACGGUGCAUCGUUGGUGCAUAUGGCAUAUCAUGAGCAAGAUCCCUGAGAAACUUGGCAAGUGUGCACGUUACCAAGAGUUCGUCAACCCCCUCAAAGAGCUGGUAUAUGAGAGCUUUGACCCCGGGGAGUUCCAAACCCGAUGGGUAGAGUUUAUUGCUGAGUAUAAGUUGGAGGACAAUGAAGGGCUACAGAGCCUACACAAAGAGAGUCAUAUGUGGGUGCCUGCGUACGUGAAGGAGUUUUUUUGGGCCGUUAUGAAGACCACACAAAGGGUGGAGAGCAUCAAUCGAUUUUUUGACGGCUAUGUGAACCGCAAAACAAAACUCCAUGAGUUUCCUCAAAAGUAUUGCAUGGCCUUGGAUCAACGCGUUUGA
Molecule: messenger RNA, 1593 nt
Organism: Chenopodium quinoa (quinoa)
Lineage: Eukaryota; Viridiplantae; Streptophyta; Magnoliopsida; Caryophyllales; Amaranthaceae
Product: protein FAR-RED IMPAIRED RESPONSE 1-like
Exons: 2
Coding region: 1-1593 (530 amino acids)
Biological process (GO): DNA transposition; regulation of DNA-templated transcription
Molecular function (GO): transposase activity; DNA binding
Source: RefSeq, a predicted model, not a curated record